GGAGAGCCUUGACAGCCUUUUUCUCUCCAUACGCUUCGCUCUGCGCACAAAGGCGGCGUCGUUCCUGCAAGCUGCUGCUGCUGCUGCUGCUGCUGCCACUGGAAUGAAACGUUAUUGAUCAGUUGAUUACAGGUCACUGUUCUGAAGUGAUCGGCGGUUUUCUGUGGGCUCUGGUUCCGUUCUAGCCGGCAGGUUCAGUUUUUGAGGUGGCUGGAUCUCCCGGUUGGACCGGGGGCCGAAAGAUCUCUGAUCUGGUCUCGCGAGUCACCGGGGACACCACGCGCUCAACAGGGGCCAGGCUGUGCGAGUCACGGAUCAGUCCGGAGCCUCCACGCGCGCUCGCCCUUGCACUCAUGGAGGGGGACGUUAUGGACAAGCUGGAGGACAUGGCCUCUGUGUACGAGUUCGACCCCAUCACGGGGAAUAUCCCCGCCACCAAGGUGGAGAUUACCGUCUCGUGCAGGAAUCUUCUUGACAAAGACACAUUCUCCAAGUCCGACCCAUUGUGUGUGCUCUACACCCAAGGAGUGGAAACCAAGCAGUGGAGAGAGUUUGGAAGAACCGAGGUGAUUGACAACACCCUGAACCCAGACUUUGUCAGAAAGUACAUCCUCGACUACUUCUUUGAGGAGAAACAAAGCCUUCGCUUUGACUUGUACGAUGUGGAUUCCAAAAGUCCAGACCUGUCCAAACACGACUUUCUGGGUCAGAUGUACUGCACCCUGGGUGAGAUCGUUGGCUCGCCUGCCAGCCGACUGGAGAAGCCUCUUGGAGGGAUCCUAGGGAAGAAAUGUGGCUCCAUCAUCUUGUCUGCAGAGGAGCUGGGAAACUGCAGAGACAGCGCAACUAUGCAGUUUUGUGCCAACAAGCUGGACAAGAAGGAUUUCUUUGGCAAGUCAGACCCUUUUAUGGUGUUCUACAGAAGCAAUGAGGAUGGAACGUUUACCAUCUGCCAUAAAACAGAGGUGGUGAAGAACACUUUAAACCCGGUCUGGCAGUCCUUUACCAUCCCAGUCAGAGCGCUUUGCAAUGGGGACUUUGACAGAACAAUCAAGGUGGAGGUGUAUGAUUGGGACCGAGACGGCAGUCAUGACUUCAUCGGGGAGUUCACCACCAGCUACAGGGAGCUUGCUCGAGGGCAGAGCCAAUUCAAUGUUUAUGAGGUGAUGAAUCCCAAAAAGAAAAUGAAGAAAAAGAAGUAUGUACAUUCGGGAACGGUGACUCUGCUCUCGUUCUCGGUCGAAGCGGAGUGCACUUUCCUGGACUACAUCAAAGGAGGAACACAGAUCAAUUUCACUGUGGCCAUCGAUUUCACUGCUUCUAAUGGUAACCCUUCGCAGUCCACCUCCCUCCACUACAUGAACCCGUACCAGAUGAAUGCCUACGCCAUGGCCCUGAAGGCUGUGGGCGAGAUCAUCCAGGACUAUGACAGUGAUAAGAUGUUCCCUGCCCUGGGCUUUGGGGCCAAGCUGCCCCCUGAUGGGAGGGUGUCACAUGAGUUCCCCCUGAAUGGCAACAUGGACAACCCCUACUGUAACGGCAUAGAGGGAAUCCUGGAGGCCUACCACCAGAGUCUAAAGACCGUACAACUCUACGGUCCAACCAACUUCGCCCCUGUUGUGAACCAUGUUGCCAGAUAUGCAGCGGCAGUUCAGGAUGGUUCCCAGUACUUUGUGCUUCUCAUCAUCACAGAUGGCGUCAUCUCAGACAUGGCCCAAACCAAGGAGGCCAUCGUCAACGGUGCUAAGCUCCCCAUGUCCAUCAUCAUCGUGGGAGUGGGGCAGGCUGAGUUUGAUGCCAUGGUAGAGCUAGAUGGAGAUGACAUCAGGAUUUCCUCCAGAGGAAAGCUGGCAGAGCGAGACAUAGUUCAGUUUGUCCCAUUCCGAGACUACAUGGACCGGACAGGCAACCAUGUGUUGAGCAUGGCUCGUCUGGCCAAAGACGUGCUAGCAGAGAUCCCAGACCAGUUCAUCUCCUAUAUGAAGAGCAGAGGGAUCAAGCCCAACCCUGCCCCGCCCCCCUACACGCCCCCAGGACACACCCACCACACACAGAUCUGAGCCCCACUUUAACCGAGCACUGAUGGGAGAUAAGAUUUUGGCCAACUUAGGCAGCCCACUGGGAAACUUCCCAUGAAUAUAUAACAAAGAGAAGUGACAUACAAGUGGGAGGAAAUGUUUGUGUUAGUACCUCCCAGUGACUCCUCAAGAGGUGGUUUCUCUUUGUCAUGGUUUUAUCUGUUUUGUUUUGUUUUGAAGGAGUGACAAAGAUUGUGAGGGAAAGAGGAAAAUGCUGUAUCAGGUCUUGAAUGAACAGUGAACUAGUGAACUAAACGUCUUUUUAUCAAAUUAAGACUGUGACUGUUUCAUGUCUGGUGUGAGAGCAGGUCGCUUUGAGGUCAUGUGGUUGAAACUUGUGCCUGUUUAUUGUUAUUGUUAAAUGUAUUAGGACAAGUGCGCCCUCAUCCAAACUUUGACCUUGGCUGACCUUGGUGUGGCUUCUCAUAGCCUGUUUAAGGUGACAUUUUUAGACACCUCAAUAAAUAUAUUUGUUUUAGGUUUGAGGUUCAAAUAAUUUUAGUCAGAUUCAGUUUGAAGUGUUGCAGUGGGUUAGGAUGUCUGGUGGGGAUUCCCGUGGUGUUGACAGGGAGCCACCUCUUGACGCGUGGGUUUAUAGAAGCAUGUUGGUCAUUCAGAUGAAGUUAAGGCAUCGUAUUUAUUCUUUAACAAUUUCAAAAGUUGCAUGUUUAUAUAAUAGAUAUGUACAAAACAUGUUUCUAUAUGAACGUCCCUGAUAGAUUUCUACUACAGAGCUCAGAAAUAUUUCAACAAUUUUGCACUUUUCACAAGAUGUGUCUAAAAGCACAAGUAACAGAUCAUUUUACAUAAAAAAAUAAUUGUUUAAUAUUUACGCUAACUUGUUCUUUCCAUUGUCUCCAAUUGUCCCCUUCGGUCCAACUAUGGUUCCUCAUCCCAACUGUUUAAAAAGCAGUGUUUUUAUCAAUUAAUUCUGUGACAGAUGUGUUCUUGCUGUCACCAUACCAAUAAUGUAUUGUAUGAAUACCAGGAGAACCCAAUUUUUUUAUUUAAUCUCCACUUUGGCCACUGAGUGAUGUUUAUUGAUCAAGCCACACAAACACGAUGCAUGGAGCCACAAGGGAAAUGCAUUGGACACACAUGUUGGUCAAUACUCUGAUUGCUGUUAAUGUUACGAAUUGGAUACUAAAUUAAAAGCAAUUUACACUUAUAAACCAUAAUUCACACAGAAAUAUGUGAUUGACUAUGUGGUUCUCACUUUCAGUCUCCUUUCUAUGCAGUUCUGUGUUGACACUCAGCCACUCAAUAAGACUGUUUAGAACACUAAACACAACUACUUCAUUUUCAGUAUAUCUGAAAGGACCAUUUUAAUUGUCUUUUAUCCACCAGUUGAUUGCUUUACUGCUGCCUUAGAAGACAUUAAAAGUUCAUAUUAAGAUAAGAGGAGACUACAUGUCAGAAUCAGAAUUGGUGUUUAUUCGCCAUGAAAGUUUGCACAGACAAGGAAUUUACUUUGGCAGGAGAGCCUACCUAGGCAGCCAUUUUCGGUGCCAAAUGUCCACGAUGUAGCAAAAAGAUGGAUCUCUUCCAUGACAGUGCUAUCUCGUACCUAACUCUAACCCUGCUCUGUGAUACCUAACUCUAACCGUUCUCUCUGAUAUCUAACUCUAACCCUGCUCUCUGAUACCUAAGUCUCACCCUGCUCUCUGAUACCUAAGUCUCACCCUACUCUCUGAUACCUAACUCUAACCCUACUCUCUGAUACCUAACUCUAACCGUUCUCUCUUAUAUCUAACUCUAACCUUGCUCUCUGAUACCUAACUCUAACCCUACUCGCUGAUACCUAACUCUAACCGUUCUCUCUUAUAUCUAACUCUAACCUUGCUCUCUGAUACCUAACUCUAACCAUGCUCUCUGAUACCUAAGUCUCACCCUGCUCUCUGAUACCUAACUCUAACCCUGCUCUCUGAUACCUAAGUCUCACCCUGCUCUCUGAUACCCAACUCUAACCCUACUCUCUGAUACCUAACUCUAACCGUUCUCUCUUAUAUCUAACUCUAACUUUGCUCUCUGAUACCUAACUCUAACCCUACUCUCUGAUACCUAACUCUAACCCUACUCUCUGAUACCUAACUCUAACCGUUCUCUCUUAUAUCUAACUCUAACCUUGCUCUCUGAUACCUAACUCUAACCCUACUCUCUGAUACCUAACUCUAACCCUACUCUCUGAUACCUAACUCUAACCCUACUCUCUGAUACCUAACUCUAACCCUGCUCUCUGGUUCCUCAAGUACAAUGGAAAAUAGAACUCUGCCCAUGUCAACAAAUCACACCCCAUGAGUAAGACAUUUUCAAUGAAUGAGCAAGUGAGAUUAAUGGGGCGAAAUUGGUGUUAACUUAUCAUUAUUUUGGUACGAUUUUGUGUAUAUGGGAGUUAAUAAGAGAUGAUCUGUACACUGAAACCUACUGAUAGAUUUUCUCAUUAAGAGUUGUGUAGACCUGGAGAUCCGGAGUGUGUUUAUGAGUAAUUUACAUAUUUCUCACAGGCAACUUUAAGGGAAGCACUUUAUCCCUUUCCGUUAACAGACAUGCUUCAAUUGUAAAUGUUUUGUUAUUAUUUUUGGAGAUGAUCGUCUUACUAUAUAUACAAUAUCUACAAUAUCUUUUUUUUCUGGAAUGUGUAAUGAUAAGCCAUUUAACCUGCCGAUUAUGCCACAUCACCUGCCCACGUCACAGUUUAAACUGUCUCUGACGUGGGGAUGUAGGGUUGUGUUCGUGAAAAAUCAUGAAGAAUAAAGAGUGUUUGUACUCUGUGCCAACACCUGGAACAUAGAGACCAUUCCAUCUGGAUUAUGUGCAUGUUAGUGCCAAAUAUGGCAGCAAGAACUGGACUGUUUGCUUUCUCUUCUCUUGUGCCAAAAAACUGAAGCUGUAGCGGACCAGCAUGUUGCAUUAAUAAGAAUGUAUAUUUUCACAAUGUUACGUCACAUUCUGGGACCCUAAUGGGCAGGUGAAAAAAUAUGAAGGUCUAAUAUUUUUGCUUUCCGUCUUACUUAAAAAAAGGUAUUGAUAAAAGAUGUUUAACAAGACCCUCAACGUUGUCAGCACGAUUCUAUAUCCAUGACCAAGCCCAAACGAAAUUCAGUAGUGGU
Messenger RNA from Hypomesus transpacificus, 5188 nucleotides. It is a transcript of the gene cpne5b, whose product is annotated as copine Vb. Gene Ontology annotation, molecular function: calcium-dependent phospholipid binding. The coding region runs from base 354 to 2060 and encodes 568 amino acids. Gene Ontology annotation, biological process: cellular response to calcium ion. The transcript has 21 exons. Gene Ontology annotation, cellular component: plasma membrane. NCBI's taxonomy places the organism in Eukaryota, Metazoa, Chordata, Actinopteri, Osmeriformes, Osmeridae. The record is from RefSeq and is a predicted model, not a curated record.